Molecule: messenger RNA, 2517 nt
Organism: Pseudopipra pipra
Lineage: Eukaryota; Metazoa; Chordata; Aves; Passeriformes; Pipridae
Product: keratin, type I cytoskeletal 9-like
Exons: 2
Coding region: 714-1394 (226 amino acids)
Source: RefSeq, a predicted model, not a curated record
CUGGCCCAAAGUGCACGAGCUGCUCUGCAGAGCCAGGCUGGAGCAGGGUGGGGAUGCAGCUCAGAUCUGCAACCCUCCAGACCACCCCGAGCCCCCUUUCCAAGCCAGAAGGAGGAUAUGAGAAAGGAGGAGGGCAGGCAUUUGGAGGUGUGAUCCUGCCUUAAAACACCAGCCACGCUGGGUUUGAGCAUUAGGACACUCUCACCUCCCCAGUUCUCUCAUGAACCUCCCAGAGCAUCUCUGGCAGCCUUGCAGAAUUCCCAACUGGGGAAUCAGUCCCUUUUGGUGACCUUCUGGUUUGGAUGCAAAUGUUUUUCCUUCAGGAAAGCUCCCCCUGGAGCCCCCAGGGAGCUGCUGGAGGGAUCAAAGUGCCACCAGCUGCUCCUCUGCCCCACGCUCCCUAAUCCUCUGCAUUCCCCUACACCCACGUUCCCACCCACCUCCCCCGGGUCUCCCCCACCUCUCUGGGGGCCGGAAUGUUCCUCCACAGCCCAGGGCAGGAGCUCAGGAACGGGCUCAUUAGGCAGGAGUAACAAUUACUGGGUGAAGGGAGAUAUGGAUCGUCGCCAUGAGUCAAACACUGAAAUCCCACUUUGAUAGGUAAAUAAUCCUUAUCAUUCCCGAGGGUGUCUCACUUCCCAUAUAUGUUAAACACCAUAUAAAUGGUCCUGAGGCUGUUAAAGCUCCUCAUUCAGUCGACUUUUACCUUCUAAAUGUGUUUCCUAUGGCUCAAGAAGCUUUACCGGUGCCUCCGAGCCAAAUGUGCCCACAGGCGCCGGGGCUACUCCAGGGACAUCUCCCUGCACCACGGAGGGUUCUGCUCCGGGAGCUUCUCCGACCCCCUCGGACGCGCCUCCUUCUCCUGUGGUAGGGAAGGCUCAGUCACCUACACCCGGAGACCUUCCUACAGCCCACGACCCUCCUACUGCCCCCCCGUGCCGGCGUCCCCCCCCUACAGCGUUUCGGGGGGCUACACGUGUGGCGGGGGGGGCUCCGUGGUGAUCCCCGGCGGGGGCUGCGGGGGCACGGCCGGCUGGGGGGGCACGGGGGGCACAGUCCCCGUUUAUGCCCCCAGGGGGGGAGGAGGGGACUGGGGUCACAGCCUGGGGGGCGAGGGGGGGUCCACCCUCCACCCUGGGGAUUUGGGAGGAGGGUCCGGAUACGGAUUCCCUGCCCCCCCCAGCGAUGCCUCGGCAGGGGGGGGCACUGGGGGACCGGGGUACUACAGUGGAGGGUCUGGCUACGCCCCCGGGGGGGUCUCGGGCCCAGAGCUCAGCCCCGGGGGGGGUGGGUGCUCCCAGGUGCUGCAGCAGAAGUGCCCCGUGGUCGUUCCCAGCACCAAGAGCCAGCAGUGCAAACAGAAAAGCCACUGGCCCCCCGGGCAGAAGAAGUGACUGACCCCCCAGAAGUGCCCCUGGGUGGGCCACAGGGGGGCUUUUCCAUGACCACACGUGUUCCUCGUGUCCCUCACACGGGGCUGAGCCGCUGAUGGCACUGCUGGGAGAAGUGGUUUGUGACUGGUGACAGGAAAAGAUUCCUCUCUCCGUGUCCCUUUGGAUCACGGGCUGGAAAAUAAAACUCCGUAGCCUGGGCGUAGUUUUAAUAUUUGAAUGAUUUCUUUCAUUUCUGGCUCCUUCACCCAAAGCACAAACAGAUCCUCGAGGAAUCUCCACAGGACAAAGUGUUUCUGCCAACAUUUUUUGUGUAUAUUUUAGAGCCACACUGAAAUGUAACAUUGGUUUUAAUGGAAUUAAAAUACAGUGUUUUCAACAGCAAGAGGAGGUUCAGAUGGCAAGAGGACGGUGCCAGACUUUUCAGUGGUGCCAGAGACAGGACAAGGAGUGAUAUCCAUAAACUAAACCUCAGGAAGUUCCACCUCAGCACAGGGAAGAGCUUCUUUCCAUGGAGGGUGGGACAGGUGCCCAGGAAAGGCUUGGAAUCUCCCCCUCUGGAGACAUCCCAGACCCACCUGGACGUGCCCCUGUGUCACCUGCUCUGGGUGACCCUGCCUUGGGCUGGGUGAUCUCCACAGGCCCCUUCCAGCCCCAACUAUUGUGGGAUUCUGGGAUUCUGUUCUUAAUUUGCCUCUUGCCGAAGUCAGAGCUGUUCCCUCCCCAUGGAAAAGCUGUUCCCUGCCCAGACCCCCCCCAGGGACACCCCACGAGCCAAAUGAAGGAGAUAUGCAAAACUCCCGGGGGUUUUCCGCCUGAUUAUUAUUUACAGCGUGACCUGGGGAGUGAAAGGUUGUUUACCUGGGAACAAUUCCACGCCGGGCUCCUGUCCCAGGGAGUUGCAGGGAUGGUGCAACUCGAGCACGUCACCCCCAGUGUGAGGCAACUCAAACCAGCUCGUUGGCUUCUGCUCCACAACCUCCCUCACGACAUCUCUGGAUGGGAUCAGGCCCUAAAUUAGGCACAGCUUAGGAAGAGAUGGUUCCUCCGUGCCGGGGCAGCGCGGGGGAGGUUGAACAUCCCGCCUUUGCCAAACGUCUCAUCUGCCAGGACUGCGGUUGUUUGA